AUGGAAAGAGAAGGAAGGGAGGGCAACUAUUCUCCUGUGGCUAUCAUCUAUGAAAAUUCUGCAAGGCAGUCUGCUGCAAUUUCCGACCUGCAGACCCACUUUUGCCGGCACGCGUUUGUAGCUUGGGUCUUUUUGCCCGCAGCUGUGUUUUGCAGUGAAGUCGUAGCACCAUCCUGGAGGGCUUCGUGUGAAAGAGGCUUCUCUAGCAUGAGUCUCCUGCUGCUGCUACUGGUGGAGCUCCAUCAUUAUUACAGCGAAAGUUGUGCAUAUUCUGCGCUGAAGUCUUUGUUAUCCCAGCCAGAGAUGGUUAUAAUGCGUCACUUUGGAGUGGUUCGACGGAGAAAGUACUUGCUUGCAAUUGGUAUUUGUGAAGCCUGUCUUCUGUUCACAGAUGUUACUUUUCCUUUCGUUGCAAGGGCAUGUGAUGAUAUUUUGACUGAGAAUUGGAAAACUGCUUGGAGAGACGUGCCGCUGGUUGGGGAACUUGCAGUCAAGAUGGUUGGUACUUUGCGAUUCUGGGGCUUUGCAUUGCUUUCUUCGGGUGCUGGCAUCCUCGUAAAUGGAGUGCUGGGGUUGUUGUGCAUGCCUUUCUGGACAAGAAGCGACCUUGAAGUAUCUGGGGCUGCCUUUCUUUCAUGGGCACGAGCGGCAGAAAUCGCUAUGAUGCCUAGUGUAGCUUUGCUCGCAGAAGAAAUGGCAAACCAGAAACGAUAUGUAGUGGACUACAAAGACAACCCAACAGCACGGCAAGCUCGCAACGAUUUCAUCUAUGGGAGAUUGGAUGCCGAUACCGCUACGAUGUUCGAGGAUUUCAAUCAGAAGUUGGCAGCACAUGUGCAUUUGCUUGAGAACCUUCACUUCCUGGCCCUUCUGUUCCUAAAGAUUUUUGUUGGCAGAUGCCUACAGCUUUGGAUCCAAGCAUCUUUCUUGGCCAUGGCAUUUCAUUCAGAGGGUGCUGGAGCAAAAGACAAGGUUGUUGUUGCGUGCCUUUUGAGUUCACUCAUUCUGCUCCAUCGUGCAGCCCAUGGCAUGAAGACCCUGGGCUGCACAGGCCUUCCUGUUUUGGUAUUAAUCAUUGGCUGGGUGGUUUGGUCGGGGGCCAAAGCGCUUGCCUUUACCUUGUGGAAGAAGUCCCAAUUCAAAGACUCCAUCAAACUCUUCCACGAGAUCGAGGAUCUCAUCGGGUCCAGCGCAGCGCUUUGUGAAAACAUGGGGCAUACAUAUAGCUCCAUGGGAAACUAUGAUGAGGCUGCGAAGUAUUUCCAACGUGCUCUCCGUUGUUUGGACGAAGAAGAGAAGUUGGGCAAGAAGACGGGCGACAGAGCAGGAAUUCUCUUAGGACUUGGCUUGAUCGAAGAUCGCUUGGGCCGAUUUGAAGAGGCACUUGCUUCCGUUCGUGAAUCUCAGGAUCUUUUUCGACAGCGAGCCAACGGCAAGCCGUCUUCCUUGGUGGCAAAAGCUGGAAUGUCCAUCGCUAAGAUCCUUCUCAAACUGGCCUUGCAGGAAACUGACUCUUCAAAGAAGCAGCAGAUGGAG
Durusdinium trenchii is the source of this 1536-nucleotide messenger RNA. The record is from the annotation of a GenBank genome assembly. NCBI's taxonomy places the organism in Eukaryota, Dinophyceae, Suessiales, Symbiodiniaceae.